AUGCUGAGGGAACUCCACCUCUCCCUGUCGCUGGUCCUGGUGUUUGCCUGUGGCCUGCUAUACCAUCUCACCCUGAGGUCCCAAUGCUUCUUUGCCUGCCUGCCUCUCUUCACAUCUUCUCCGGGGCAGGAAGGCCUCUUGAGCAGUGGACGAAGCAUUGUGUUCAUAGAAACUUCUGAAAGAGUGGAGCCACCUCCACUGGUCUCCUGUGCUGUGGAGUCUGCUGCCAAAAUCUACCCGGAGCAGCCGGUCAUCUUCUUUAUGAAAAGGCUCAGCAAUGCCACACAGCUGAAUUCAAACACCAGCUACCCAGCCUUCUCCCUGCUCUCAGCCAUAGAUAAUGUUUUCUUUGUCCCUUUGGACAUGAAAAAACUGUUUGAAGACACACCCUUGUUUUCAUGGUACACCAAAGUCAACAGCAGUACUGAGAAACACUGGCUCCAUGUCAGCUCAGAUGCAUCCCGCCUGGCUAUCAUCUGGAAAUACGGUGGCAUCUACUUGGACACUGAUGUCAUUUCCAUCAGGCCCAUCCCCGAAGAGAACUUCUUGGCAGCCCAGGGUUCCCGGCACUCCAGUAAUGGUGUAUUUGGGUUUCUCCCCCACCACCCCUUUCUGUGGGCCUGCAUGGAGAACUUUGUCGAGCACUAUAACUCACGCAUUUGGGGCAACCAAGGUCCCAAUUUGAUGACAAGGAUGUUAAGGGUGUGGUGCAGACUUAAAGACUUCCAUGAGCUGGGUGACCUGAAGUGUCUGAAUAUUUCCUUCCUUCAUCCCCAGAGAUUUUACCCUAUCCCCUAUCCAGAGUGGAGACGCUACUAUCAAGUGUGGGACACAGAGCCAAGCUUCAACAACUCCUAUGCGCUACAUUUGUGGAACUAUAUGAAUCAAGAGGGCAGGACUGUGGUUAGAGGAAGCAACACCCUGGUGGAAAAUCUCUAUCGAAAGCACUGUCCUAAGACUUACAGAGCUCUGAUUCAAGGUGCAGAUGGGGACGUGUCCAGGGAGCCAGGUACAGUAUUUUCAUCUUUGCUGUCCCAAAAUGUAGAGCUUGGCAUAUGGAAGCUGUGGCGAGAGAAGGCCCUAAGAUACAACAAAGGCCUCCCAGAACUUAAAAGCAAUGAGACCCAACGAGAAGGCAGCAGGACCCAUAAUCAGGAGAGAGAAAAUAAUUCCCUCCAGCUUCUGCCCCAGCUUCCUGGGAUCUGCAUAAGGGAUCUGGAAAAUGAUUGCCAUUUGAUCAAACGGAGCACUCUCCAAGUGUCUCCUUAUGUGGGCCUUGGCCAAAUCCCUUUAGUUUGGCGGGCUUGCAGAGAUGCCUGCAAAGCAGCCGCCGCCGGCUGGCCUAGUUUACCGGACAGUGGCUGCGUCCAGCCAUGGCUGUUCCGGGGCGCUGGGGAGAGGCUCCGCCUCUGCUGUGGGUGGGGGUGGGAGGCACUGCAGACCCCGGGCCCUGAGCUGCUAGCGUGGAGAGGCGCGCAGGAUCCCUGCAUUCGGCUAGUAGUGUCAGCCUGGCUGGCAGCAUCCUCGGGCUGCCCGCGGAGAUGGGGUGAGUCUGGACCUAUGGGUGGGGUGAGUGAGGACGUGGCACCUUCCCCAGACCUCCAGUCUUCAGCCCCUGCUCCGAGUGACCCCCAGGGUGACGGAGGCCUCCCCGGAAAACUAUGCCUGGAUUCCAGCCUGGAGCCGGGGGAGGGUGCGCGGUUCCAGGCGGAGCUACUUCGCCGCUGCGCGCGCAGGUUAAACAUUAGUGGCUUCGGUCACCCAGCCAAGGAACCGAGCUGCGUGGUCCAGGGUGCCUCACGACGUCUCGUUCCCUGUGCCUCCAUCCUAGCGGCCUCGGAUUGUUCUGGACUGAGGUACCCUGCCGGCGAAGGGCUGGCGUGCUUGGAGAUGCGGAAUGAGAUGACUGACACCCAGCCGCCCCUCCCUCCCCAACCCCCCCUGCCUUCUUCGGGAGGGUGGUCUUGGGAAUGGUGUUUUUGA
Onychomys torridus (southern grasshopper mouse) is the source of this 1983-nucleotide messenger RNA. It is a transcript of the gene A4gnt, whose product is annotated as alpha-1,4-N-acetylglucosaminyltransferase. The record is from RefSeq and is a predicted model, not a curated record. Bases 1 to 1983 code for a protein of 660 amino acids. Gene Ontology annotation, molecular function: acetylglucosaminyltransferase activity. Gene Ontology annotation, biological process: protein O-linked glycosylation. The transcript has 4 exons. NCBI's taxonomy places the organism in Eukaryota, Metazoa, Chordata, Mammalia, Rodentia, Cricetidae.